Messenger RNA from Aureobasidium melanogenum CBS 110374, 1056 nucleotides. Its product is annotated as 26S proteasome regulatory subunit rpn-8. The annotation marks the transcript as partial. The record is from RefSeq and is a predicted model, not a curated record. Gene Ontology annotation, cellular component: proteasome complex; proteasome regulatory particle. The transcript is spliced from 3 exons. Gene Ontology annotation, molecular function: protein binding; metallopeptidase activity. Gene Ontology annotation, biological process: proteasome-mediated ubiquitin-dependent protein catabolic process. Lineage: Eukaryota; Fungi; Ascomycota; Dothideomycetes; Dothideales; Saccotheciaceae.
AUGCCAUCAACUACCGCAGAAACACUCUCGCUCGUCAACAGGAACGUGUCAGUAGCGCCAUUAGUGCUGCUCUCAGCAACAGAUCACUACGCUCGUUCAGCAAAGGGCACACGCAAGCGAGUCGUCGGUGUCUUGUUAGGUCAGAAUGAUGGAAAGAACGUGAGGGUGUCAAACAGUUUUGCUGUGCCAUUCGAGGAGGAUGAGAAGGACCCGUCCGUGUGGUUCCUGGACCACAACUACAUCGAGUCGAUGAAUGAUAUGUUCAAGAAGGUCAACGCCCGUGAGAAGCUGAUCGGAUGGUACCACACUGGCCCCAAGCUGCGCGCCUCAGAUCUCGAGAUCAACGAACUGUUCAAGCGCUACACGCCAAACCCCCUUCUUGUCAUCAUCGACGUUCAGCCCAAAGACGUCGGUGUACCAACUGACGCCUACUUUGCUGUUGACGAGAUCAAGGACGACGGAACCACAACCGCAAAGACAUUCGUCCACACACCCUCGACCAUCGAAGCCGAAGAAGCAGAAGAGAUUGGAGUUGAGCACCUGCUCCGUGAUAUCCGUGAUGUUGCAGUCGGUACUCUUUCAACUCGCGUGACGUCGCAGUUGCAGUCGCUGCAAGGCCUGCAUCACCGCCUGCAGGACAUUGGCAAAUAUCUUGACAAGGUCGUCGAUGAAGAACUUCCCGUCAACCAUGCAAUCCUCGGCAAUCUCCAAGACGUCUUCAACCUCCUUCCCAACCUCUCAACUCCCAAGACCGCAAGUGCCAUCGGCCUCGCUGGCCCACAAGCAUCUGGCGACUCCGAGCUUGCCCGUGCCAUGAGCAUCAAGACCAACGAUCAGCUCAUGUCUAUCUAUCUCGGCAGUUUGAUCCGCGCCAUUACCGCCUUCCACGACCUCAUUGAGAAUAAGGUGCAGAACAAGCAACAGGCUGAAGACAAGGAGCAAAAGAAGGAGGAAGACAAGACAAAAGAAACCAUUAAGAAGACUGAGAAUCUGAUGUUGAACGGAGACGCUCCAGCUGAACAGCAAGGAAAGGAUGACAAGUCCAAGAGCCCCAAG